UUACUCACGUUAAAUGCAAACCUACACACAGCUAAAAGGUGCAAUGUAAACAUUCAGCGUGCCCACGGCUCCUUGAAUGUCAAUUAAAGACACGACUUAUUCCCGAGAGACCCAAUUGCAGGUGUUCACGUUGGCUGAGCAGUAAAGCAUCGCAAAGCACCUCACUGCAAGGCAGGAUACGGUCGAGUUUCCAUAGCGGGCUGAUUGAUUUUGCACGUUGCACAAACCUAAUGCUAUAUUUGGAAUAGUGCCUGGUGUUAAUAGUAUCCUUCUCCCACACGGCUUGGGAGCAGGUUUUGCCCCCGUUCGGUCCCGCUGAUGCACAGACUGCUGCUGUGGUCGCUUGCUUGCACAUUGCACUUUCGCUUUUCCGAAGCUCCAUCUCGUUUGUGCCGCUUCUGCAUUCUGACGUCAAGGAUGUGUUUUGCUCCAUUCUUUCCAGGGUUCAGUGUUGGGAGGAGAUUUUUUCCAGCUCCGUCAGAGUCAGCAACCAGCACUCACUGAGCCGAUCACCCCGUUUGCUCGAAGUCUUUGCAGCUGCUGAGCCUAUGAUCUCCCCUGCCAUGGUUGCGGCUCGUACCUCAUCCCAGUCUUUGACAUCAGCAGAAUGGAUCACUUGCCUGGAUAAAAGGCCUACAGAGCGCUCUGGUGAAGAUGUUGACAUAAUAUUUACCCGGCUAAAAGAAGUGAAGGCAUUUGAGAAAUUUCAUCCCAAUCUUCUAUACCAAAUCUGCCUGUGUGGGUAUUACGAAAAUCUGGAGAAAGGUGUAACAUUGUUUCGUCAAGGAGAUAUUGGGACGUGUUGGUAUGCUGUAUUAGCUGGAUCCUUGGAUGUUAAAGUAUCAGAAACAGCCAACUUACAGGAUUCUGUCAUACUCUGUACUCUGGGAAUUGGAACAGCUUUUGGAGAAUCGAUUCUCGACAAUACUCCUCGCCAUGCUACUAUUGUCACCAAGGAGUACAGUGAGCUUCUUCGUAUUGAACAGAAAGAUUUUAAAGCACUAUGGGAGAAAUAUCGACACUAUAUGGCAGGACUCUUGGUCCCUCCUUAUGGUAUUAUGGAAACCGCAUCUGGUAAUGACAGGAUCCCAGAGAAAGAUAGCAUAAGCAGCAACUUGCUGCAUGCUGCUUCAAGGAACAAGGUUCCUUCUCAAAAAAUUCUCAGAGCUGGAAAGAUUUUACGAAAUGCAAUACUAUCGCAAGCUCCUCACAUGAUAAGAGAUCGGAAGUACCACCUGAAAACCUACAAACAAUGCUGCGUUGGGACAGAGUUAGUAGACUGGAUGAUACAGCAGACCACUUGUGUCCAUUCCCGUACCCAGGCUGUGGGCAUGUGGCAGGUCCUUCUUGAAGAAGGUGUCAUGAACCAUGCAGACCAAGAGCACAAUUUUCAGGACAAGUACCUGUUCUAUCGUUUCCUCGAUGAUGAAAAAGAGGAUGCCCAUGCACCGACAGAUGAAGAGAAGAAAGAGUGUGAGGAGGAGCUGCAGGAAACAAUGCUUCUACUUUCUCAAAUUGGGCCAGAUGCCCACAUGAGAAUGAUUUUACAGAAACAGCCAAACCAGAGGACGGUUGAUGAUUUAGAGAUCAUAUAUGAAGAAUUGUUACACAUUAAAGCCUUAUUGCAAUUUUCUACCGCAGUGAAACGGGAACUUGCUGGUGUUUUGGUCUUUGAAUCUCAUGCCAAAGCAGGGACAGUUUUGUUCAAUCAAGGAGAAGAGGGCACUUCAUGGUACAUUAUCCUCAAGGGCUCCGUGAAUGUUGUUAUCUAUGGCAAGUCUGUAGUCUGCACAUUGCAGGAAGGGGAUGAUUUUGGAAAAUUAGCACUGGUGAAUGAUGCUCCGAGAGCAGCUUCCAUCGUGCUUCGUGAAGAUAACUGUCAUUUUCUCAGGGUUGAUAAAGAAGAUUUCAACAGAAUCCUACGAGAUGUUGAGGCCAACACAGUCAGACUUAAAGAACAUGGAAAAGAUGUAUUGGUUUUGGAGAAGAUCCCAAUGGGUAGCAGGACUUCCAGCCAGGGAUGUGCACAAACACAACACAAAUACACUGUGAAGUCAGGCACUCCUGAAAAAAUAUUAGAACACUUUCUGGAAACUAUACGCUUGGAUUUGCCUGCCAAUGAAACAACAGUUAUUUUAACAGAUCCAUUCAUUGAUGACUUUGUUCUGAUGAACUGCGCUUUUAUGCAACACAGCCAGCUUUUCUCAACUCUCAUGGCUCACUACCAUUCAGAUGCAUCGCAGGGCACAGAGCAGGAGAAAAUGGACUACGCUCUCAAUAACAAGAGACGUGUCAUCCGUCUUGUCCUGCACUGGACAAAUGUAUAUGCAGAAUUAUUACAAGAAGAAGAAACUGCUGUAGCAUUUCUAGAAGAGUUCUAUGUAUCUGUGUCUGAUGAUUCGCGAAUGAUUCCUGCUUUAAAGGAACAACUCCAAGAACUGGAGAAACUAGUAAAGCAAAACUCCGAAGAAGGAAAUGGCAAGACGUCACAGAAAAAGCACAAAGUUAUUUUACGCCAGUUUAGUUUUGGUGAGGAUAGACUUCAAAAGAGACAGCCCAUAAGAAGUGUGAAUGAAAUUCUCUUUAAGGUUUACUGCAUUGAUCAUAGUUACAUCACAAUCCGUGUGGUCGUAGCAGCUUCUGUAAGGGAUAUCAUCAGUGCUGUAACAGACAAGCUUGGAUCAGUGGAAGAUCCAAUUCUUGUGAAAAUGAGCUCAGCUGGAGAAAAAAUUGUGUUGAAUCCAAGUGAUAUUUCAGUUUUUACAACAACAAAUGUAAAUGGACGUUUGUUUGUAUGCCCAAGGGAACAAUUUGAUACUCUGAUGCCGUUGCCAGAUCAGGAGGGUCCAUCUAUUGGAACUAUGGCGACUUUUGAGUUGAUGAGUUCGAAAGAUUUAGCUUACCAGAUGACAAUUUAUGACUGGGAGUUGUUCAACUGUGUACAUGAGCUGGAAUUAAUUUAUCACAUCUUCGGAAGGCAUAAUUUCAAGAAAACAACAGCCAAUCUUGACCUGUUUCUGCGACGAUUCAAUGAAAUUCAGUUCUGGGUAGCAACAGAAAUCUGCUUAUGUUCGCAGCUCAGCAAACGGGUUCAGCUGUUGAAGAAGUUUAUCAAGAUUGCAGCCCAUUGCAAAGAAUAUAGGAACUUGAACUCAUUUUUUGCUCUAAUCAUGGGAUUGGGCAAUGUAGCUGUUAGUCGUCUCACACAGACUUGGGAGAAACUUCCAAGUAAAUUCAAGAAAAUCUACACAGAAUUUGAAAACUUAAUGGAUCCUUCCAGGAAUCAUCGAGUGUACAGACUCACAGUAGCUAAAUUGGAACCACCAAUCAUCCCCUUUAUGCCUUUACUUAUAAAAGACAUCACAUUUACCCAUGAAGGCAAUGAAACAUUAACUGGUGACCUUGUCAAUUUUGAAAAAAUGCAUAUGAUUGGCAACACAGUAAGAUCAGCCAGACACUGUCGAAGCCAGCCUUUCAAUCCAGAUGCAUCACUUUCAAACAAGAAUCAUCAGGAUGUGCGUACGUAUGUACGACAGCUUAAUGUAAUUGACAAUCAGAGGACUUUAUCACAAUUAUCUCAGAGAUUGGAGCCACGCCGGUCCUAAUAAGCUACCUUCCACUAUUGCACUGCCAUAAAAUAAAUUAUUUAUACAAGCAUAAUGGGCAUUCUAUUGUUUAUGGUAUUAAGGAUUAUUAAUAUUGAAAUGAGGCUGUAUCGUAGCUGUCUUCUCCCCAAUAGAAAGACCUUUGAGAUUGAACUUGGGUGUUACAGUUCCUGUAACUGCCUCUUACAAAAUGGGCAUUUAUAACAUGUUUUACCAAAAAAUAAAUCUUUAUAAAACACUUUAUUAAGAAUUGGAUGAUUAGCAAAAGGAUUCAUAUUUUAUCUAAAUCUUUGUUUUGCAAAGCAUAAGGAUUUGUGCUGAGAAAUAUUCUGUGUAUGCAUCCAAGCACAAUGAUAAGAAGGUCCUCUAAUAUUUGUUGAGAGCACAAACAUUAAAUAUUUCUGCAGUUUGCUGCUUUUAAGAUGUAUUUGUAUUUUUUUUUAAUUUUAAACUUAAACUUGGAAAAUAGCACAAAUCGCACAAGAUAAAAUUGAAGAUAUUCCACCAUUUUUGGGUAACUCUUUUGGAUUUCAAUACUAUAAGUAAGACUUGAUUGUUUCAAAUACAAUUUUGUUUGUUAUUAAACCUAAGUAUUUUCUGUUUGCUCAUAAGGCACUUCAUUCACGAUGUUAGUCCUUGUAGCUCUCAACAGCAUGUUGCAAGAGCCUGCUGUUUUUGUCAGUAGCACACUAAUUAAGCAAAACACAGCUAAAUAACUUUGAGCACCCCUCUGAUACCAUAUAUUUUGUAUGUUGUACUUUAAAAAAAAAAAAAGAAUUUCAAGUGGUCAGAGUUUAAUUUGAAAGUGAUAAUGUGUAUUCAGUGUACUCGAUUUGCUUUCUGAAAUUUCAAUCAAUUCCUUCUCCUUCACUUAGAGAAUCAUCCCCAGGCGCCCGGAAAUUUUCUAAUAAUCAUGUUGUUGUGACAGAACCACACAGCUUCAGAUUCUGUAGGAAACCCUGAGUGCUGAUUAUUUGUUUUAGCACUAUUAAGCAAGUGUAAAAAGAACUCUUGCUUUAUGUCAUUCUCCAUGACAGUUCUAGAAAUGAUAUGGUGCUAAAAGUAUUUCUUAUUUUAAUUUAAUGCAUGUUUAAAGAUUGGUCUGCCACCCAUUAAAAAAACUGCAUUUUUGAUAUACAGUUAGCUUUCAAUUCCCUGAAUUAUCUAUAAAUGUUCUUAAUUGUACAGUAAAUGUAAAUCUAAUGUAAACACAAACUGAUUACUGCAAUGUGUUGUUCUAAGUCAAAUAAAAGCUUAGCUUUUU
Messenger RNA from Leucoraja erinaceus (little skate), 4869 nucleotides. It is a transcript of the gene rapgef4a, whose product is annotated as Rap guanine nucleotide exchange factor 4a. The record is from RefSeq and is a predicted model, not a curated record. Gene Ontology annotation, molecular function: guanyl-nucleotide exchange factor activity. Lineage: Eukaryota; Metazoa; Chordata; Chondrichthyes; Rajiformes; Rajidae. Gene Ontology annotation, biological process: Ras protein signal transduction; positive regulation of GTPase activity. Bases 549 to 3605 code for a protein of 1018 amino acids. The transcript is spliced from 30 exons. Gene Ontology annotation, cellular component: plasma membrane.